CCUCAUUCCCGCUCCGGUCGCCCGUGGAGACACCGGGAGCGGCGCUCGGACCAUUACACUGAUAAAAUCAAGGCAAGCUGGACAGGGAGCAAGUCUGCCUAUGUAGCAGAACUUCCCUGCUCCACUGAAAAUGUCAGGUAAAACAUCCACCACGACCAACAACAUCACCCAGGCCCGCAGGACCGUGCAGCAGCUCAGGAUAGAAGCCUCCAUCGAGAGGAUAAAGGUGUCCAAAGCCUCAGCAGACCUGAUGCUGUACUGUGAGGAGCACGCCAAGAAGGACCCUUUGCUCAUGGGAAUUCCAGCUUCUGAAAACCCUUUCAAGGACAAGAAAACCUGCAUUUUAUUAUAGGAUUGGGGUCAUCCCCUCCUGCCCAGCCCCUGCCAGGUCAGGGCCAAGCACCACCAAUCCCCCCAGGUACCUGCCCCCCCCCACCAUUCCCAGGCA
Molecule: messenger RNA, 448 nt
Organism: Sturnus vulgaris (Common starling)
Lineage: Eukaryota; Metazoa; Chordata; Aves; Passeriformes; Sturnidae
Source: RefSeq, a predicted model, not a curated record